Messenger RNA from Closterium sp. NIES-65, 1113 nucleotides. Lineage: Eukaryota; Viridiplantae; Streptophyta; Zygnematophyceae; Desmidiales; Closteriaceae. The record is from the annotation of a GenBank genome assembly.
AUGGCGACUGACACUGUGCCUAUUCACACCGGCUCCAUCGUUUGCCUAGAGGUCCAGGACGGCACUACCGCACUGAAUUGGCACCGUUUCUUACAGAGUCUCACCGGCGUCCUCGGCUCCACCAUUAUUGGCGGUGUCAACCUCCACUCCGUUGUCUUUGCCGAACCGGAUGGCCUUGAGCCCAAGCCACCUCCCCUCCUUGGUCUUGAACCUCCUCCUCCACUACCCUAUCCUGUCGAAGCACCUCGCCCGCCCGAUCUCCCUCGCCUCGUUUCUAACACCACCACCAAUUCCUCGCGCCUCACCACCUACGCGAAGGAGGUAGCGACACACACACGACUGGUAGAUACCCACAAGGCAGCCCUUGCUGCUCACACCACGGCUGCAGCCCUUCAUGCGAAGUACACUGCUAUUGGCCUCAUCAACUCCUGCAUCCCGACCUUGCUGCAGAGCGAGCUUGACGCCACUUCCUCUGCAGUUCUCUGGCGCGCCCUCAAUGAUUUGUAUGACCGUCGGGACAUGGCAUCUCUUCAUGCCCUGUACCAUGACUUCAACGCUAUCUCCCUUGACAACUGCACCGGCGCAGCUGACUAUACCUGUCGCCUCAACAACACGGCUCGGCGUCUUCGGGAGCGUGGGGCCACUAUUGACGACCCCCUCCUCAUUUGGCGCAUCCUCGAGGGACUCACCCCGGCUUAUGAGAUGCACCGCAUUGCCUACGACAUUGUUCUCUCUCCCCACGCCACAGCUGCCGAAGUCACCACAUGGGUCCUUGAUACUGAAGCCAAGCUUACCUGCCAGUCCCCCUCCACCCUCAACUUCACACAGGGACGCGGAGGACGUGGGGGGCGUGGUGGCAAGGGUCGUGGUGGAGGGAGUGCCGGAGGCGGUGGUGGUCGAGGUGGAGGGGCUGGCAGUGGCACUACAGGUGGGACAUCGGGAGGUGAUGGGGGUGCUGGUCGUGGUGGACGCUCAGGGGGUUUCCCUCCUUGCUCCUAUGUCAUUCGACAAGGCCCCGACAAGGGCCAUCGCUGCAACCAAACCACCCAUCCUGCUAAAACCUGCUUCAAGGCGCGCACUGAACCACUGAGCUCCUUGGAGCCGAUCGAAUAG